This is a messenger RNA of Ylistrum balloti, 966 nucleotides long. RefSeq names its product neuropilin and tolloid-like protein 2. NCBI's taxonomy places the organism in Eukaryota, Metazoa, Mollusca, Bivalvia, Pectinida, Pectinidae. Gene Ontology annotation, molecular function: protein binding. The record is from RefSeq and is a predicted model, not a curated record. The transcript is spliced from 5 exons. Bases 1 to 966 code for a protein of 321 amino acids.
AUGACGUCUUUCAAGAAGCGACGCGAUGGCAUAACUAUUUUUUGCUUGUGUUUUACAUUUUGUUUAUUCAUGCCAUCUGCCGAAUCCAUCAAUUUGAUCAAUGAUUUCUAUACCCAGAACGGUCAAUUUGGAGCGUGUUCGGAGAGUAUUACAGGAGAGAAAAGUGCCUUUUUGCGAUCUCACGUCGGUGCCUACCAGUUUGGGAGUUUGAUCGGAUACCGCGCCAAUGAGGACUGUGCAGUUGGAUUUGACGCCGGCGAAGGCAAACAAGUUUUGGUCCAGUUUUUGCGAUUCAGCCUCCAGGAACCGACUAACUCCGUAUGUGAUGACUAUGUGAUGAUCGACGAGCUAGGGCGGACUGAUAACGCUACGUACUGUGGGAGUCAAGUCAUAUCUCCUUACGUAUCUGAUGCGGAAAACAUCACCAUAAUCUUCUACAGUGACUCAACCACUGAGCUAAGCGGAUUCAAGAUCCUGUUGACGUCAUUCCGAACGGCUGCAGGUGCUUGCCAACCAGGGGAAUUCAAAUGUGACGUCACUAGGUGUAUCGACAAUUCAUUAAAGUGUGACGGAGUGACCCACUGUGUCGACGGUACUGACGAGGAAAACCAACAAGCUGGUUGUACUUGGUUUGAUCAUGUCCUUGGCGCAGUGCUGAGUCUCGGAGAACAUACUAUUCUCGCUAUCGGCAUUUUGGCGGGAACUGCAAUAGUCGCUACAAUUACCGCGGUAGUUGUGUACCACGUGGUCAUCAAAAAGAAGAACAGAGUGAUACCCAUUCAACCAACAACCAAAGCGAAAACCACCUCGGUCGCCACCACCUCUGACCACUCGAAAUCUAGCAAGACGGCCUCGUCUUCUAAAUCAUCUGACAAACACAAAAAAGCUACGGGAUCGUCAUCUAAAAAGGCGACAACGAAAAAAGCCAAGAAAGUAGACCAAGUGGAGGAUGACGUUGACUGGUAG